CUGGAUCCCCCUCCCUGCCCUCUGUGUGGGCGUCCUCCUCACACUGCUCUACAGGGAGGGCAUGGAGCCGUUCUCUGCCUCAUAAGUUACCGGCUCAAAUGGGUGCUGGAAAAAUGGGGCUCACUCUAGUCUUUCCCUGGGUGAAGCCAGGGGCCCUGGGAGUGCCCGCCGCCCGUCCCCUGUAGGCACCCUGGGGAUGGGGUGCUGAGUUCCAGGCCUCAGUUCUUGCCGGCCUGAGGGGCUGCUGUGUGGGGUCCCAGCCUGUGACCCCCCCCUGCAGAUGCGGUCAGAGGAGACGGCCGACCUGCUGGCAGAGAAGGCCCAGAUCACGGAGGAGGAGGCCAAGCUCCUGGCGCAGAAGGCGGAGGAGGCCGAGCAGGAGAUGGAGCGCAUCAAGGCCACGGCCAUCCACAUGGAGGAGGAGAAGCACCUGAUGGAGCAGAAGGUGCUGAAGAUGGCGGAGGAGUCUGAGAGGAAGUCAGGGGCCGGGGCGCGGGGGUGUCCUGGGCAUCGCUUCUCCCGCCGGGCCGCUGAUUCUUGCUGGGCUGCUGGGACCGGAGCUGCUGGCGGCCCCUGUGGGUUCGCUCAGUGGGCCCCUAGUCCCCCUACCAUGCUGUGUCCGUGUCCACUCCCUCAAAGGGAGUCACUCCUGGGUGGGCUUCCUUACUCACUUGGUUUCCAAUAGACGCAGCGGGAGACACCACAGUAUGUGGCCUCCUUGCUGCUGUCUCACCUCAAGAGGGUG
Molecule: messenger RNA, 745 nt
Organism: Erinaceus europaeus (western European hedgehog)
Lineage: Eukaryota; Metazoa; Chordata; Mammalia; Eulipotyphla; Erinaceidae
Product: merlin-like
Exons: 1
Coding region: 281-685 (134 amino acids)
Source: RefSeq, a predicted model, not a curated record